AAAUGGAUAAUGGCAUUUUACGUGUACUUAAAUUGAGUUUUGAUUGCUUACCUUCUUCAUCCUUGAAGCAGUGUUUUGCAUAUUGCUCAAUUUUUCCUAAGGAUUUUGAAAUUAAGAGGGAACACUUAAUUCAGCUUUGGAUGGCUGAAGGGUUUCUUCAAUCAUCUGAUGGAAGUUACACUGAGAUGGAAAUUAUAGGUGACAGGUUCUUUAAUGAAUUGUUAUUAAGUUCUUUGUUUCAAGAUGUGGAAAAGGAUGUGCAUGGGAAUAUUAAAACUUGCAAGAUGCAUGAUGUAAUUCAUGAUCUUGCCCUGUUUGUUUCAAAAGCUGAAACCUUGGUCUUAGAUGAGACUGGUCCCAUGAGCGACACUUCUCAUAUUCGACGUCUGAGCAUCAUUUCUACUGGGAUAGAGGUCCCAACUAUUUCAGAAGAUGUUGCUACAAAGUUGCGGUCUUUGUUUUCAAACGUUGAUGUUCUGCACAGAAUGUCAAAUGAACCUAAAAGCUUACGUGUCCUAAAUUUUCGAGGUGCUAAGGUUGAGAAAUUGCCAGCUUUUCUUGGCAAAUUGGAGCAUUUGAGAUACCUGGACAUCUCAAGAACUAAAAUAAAAAAAUUACCAAAAUCUUUCACUCAGCUCUACAAUUUGCAGACCUUAAGCAUUAUGGACUGCUGUCUUGAGAGGCUUCCCAAAGGAAUAACAAAACUAGUUAGCUUGAGACAUAUUUAUUUUAAUAAAGAAAAGCUUAUGCCAGUUAAAGUUGGGUGCUUACCCUGUCUUCAAACAUUGCCAUUCUUUUAUGUGAGCAUUGAAAGUGGACGCAAAGUUGAAGAACUUGGGUUCCUGAGCCAACUUAGAGGAGAAUUAGAAUUAUACAACCUUGAACAUGUAAAAGAGAAAGCAGAAGCCAUUAGAGCAAAGUUGCUAGAGAAGACUGAAGUUUAUAAGUUGGAAUUUUUGUGGAGCUACAGAAGGGAAGGUUACAGUAAUGACAAGGAAGUAUUGGAAGGCCUCAAGCCCUGCUCAAAUUUGAAAAGCUUAAAGAUUGUCAACUAUUGGGGAGACAACUUGCCUUCAUGGAUGCUUAUGAGUGUCCACGAUUUUGGAUAUUCGUUUCUCGAUAAUCUGGUUUUCUUGAAAUUGAUAAAAUGCAAGGAAUGCACAAAUAUUUCGGGUCUUGGGCAAUUGCGCAAUCUGCAAAUUCUUGAAAUAGAUGGAAUGGAGAAGGUGAAAUGCGUAUAUAAGAAUUUCUGUAACAGCAACAUAGAAAGCAGUAGCCAUGUUUGGAGUGAGGCUACCACUCUAUUCCCAUCAUUGAGGAGAUUCAGCUUGGAGAAUAUGAAUAGCCUGGAGGAAUGGGUACAAGGUGUAGGUCCAGGUAUAGAAGGAAGUGAAGAUGUGGUCUUGUUUCCUCAACUAGAAGAGUUGAUUGUUUUGAGCUGUCCUAAGUUGAAGAGUGUUCCGACACAUAGAGGGUUUACAUUUCUUCAGGCAUUUCAUGUUUGCUACUGUGAUGAAUUGAGUAGUUUAAGGGAUGGACUAUCUGUCUCCACUUUUGUGAAGGAAUUAAGAAUGUGGAAUUGUUGUAGUCUUAUCUCCGUUCCCAAAGAUAUAGGGGAAUUGCGAUCUCUUAUUUAUUUAGAAAUAUCUUUUUGUCCAAAAUUGACAAGCAUUCCAGAGGAGAUCUUAGGUAACCUCACCAGUCUGAAGGAAUUGAGAAUUGGAUUUUUCUCAGAAGAGCUAGAGGAAUUCCCAGGUCUCAGUUCGAUCCACCUUCUCUGUGCAUCCCUUGAAUGUCUGUACUUAUUUGGAUGGAAAAAGCUAAAGUCCCUGCCACCUCAACUACAACACCUUCUUGCCCUUAAAUCUUUUGUAAUAUGUUUCUUUGAUGGUAUGGAAUCCUUGCCAGAGUGGCUGGGAAACUUCUCAUCACUUCAGAAACUUCGAAUUGAAAAAUGUAACAGUCUGAUGCAUCUGCCCUCUAUGGAAGCCAUGCAAUGCCUCUCCAAAUUACAGGGACUUGAAAUUAAUAGGUGUCCCAUAUUGGCAGAAAGAUGCAUCAAGGAAAGCAGGCCUGAAUGGCCCAAGAUUGCUCACAUGCCAUACAUUCAAAUUAAUUGGCAACACAUUAAACAGUGACCAGCUUCGACUAAGUGCUAAUGUUAAUGUGGGAAGCUUGGCCAGAGUGCUCAAGGGAAUCUAUUUGCGGAGUUGGAAGCUUUUCCAGACUGCUGAAGAAGCCUCUCAUCUCUUCAAGAACUUGAAGUUAGGCUUUUUAAGAACCUAAUGCAUCUGCCUUUAGCAAAGGGCUAAAAUCUUUCCUCAAAUAAAAGAAGCUUGAACUUGUUUGGGAAUCCUCAAUUAAGAUAAAGAUGUCCCAAGGAGAGUGGUCUAAUCUUUCUUUCGGUAUAGACAUUGUAAACACUUCUGAUGAGACUAUCCAGUCCAAAGCUGUUUGAGAUUUUGAAUAAUUGUCAAUGUUUGAGAGAGUUUAUUUCAUUAUAAAGGGCUUGGAAUGACAUUAUCAUGUCUAGUUCUGAAAUCUACAUUCAAAUAAGGUUAUUUUCUAAUGCUAGAAGGCCCUUCCCGC
This is a messenger RNA of Theobroma cacao (cacao), 2589 nucleotides long. RefSeq names its product putative disease resistance protein RGA3. Lineage: Eukaryota; Viridiplantae; Streptophyta; Magnoliopsida; Malvales; Malvaceae. Gene Ontology annotation, molecular function: ADP binding. The record is from RefSeq and is a predicted model, not a curated record.